AACAUAUGCUGUCGUCUGCCUCGUCUACGGCCUUGAUUUACAGAGUUCGCAGCUAUUACGUGUUGCCAUUUAAGCGACGAGGAAAAUGAUUUCCCAUCGUUUCUCGUUAUCACAUAUCCGGCUAAUGUUUGCAGUGAUUAGCAGACAGCAAAGUUACAAUUUGUCGCUGCAAUUUAAGGUAUGUACUACAACGUCGAUCUUCAAAUAGGUGCUAGACGAGUCCACUGUUUACAGAGACUGCUGCCGCUGAUUAAGUCAAGGCCAGUCGCCGUGCCGACGAUCACACCUCCAAUCUUCCUGCUGUGCGGGUUCACGCUCUUCAAGAUGUCUGAAGUGGAACAGUUGAAGCAGGAAGUCGACAGCCUGCACACGAGCGGGGGACACGAGAAGGCAUACCAGCUUUUGCUUCCAUACCGGGACAGCACUGACGCGGAGCUGCUGUGGCGGCUGGCCAGGGCGACCUUCAAACGCUGUGAGUUCGCCCCCAAGCCCCAGAAACAGGCAGGACUGGCAGAGGGCAUUUCUUAUCUGGACCGGGCAGUGGAGGUCGGCGGAGACAAGCUGGGUGACGUGCACAAGUGGUAUGGCAUCUUGAUUGGCUCGAAGGUAGACCAUCCGUCCACAAAAGACAGGAUCAAGGAUGGAUUCCUCAUCAAGCAACACGUGCAGAGGGCCAUAGAGCUGAUGCCCAAUGACCCUAUCAAUUUCCACGUUCUGGGGAACUGGUGUUUUGAGGUGGCGGCGACUCCCUGGUAUGUGAGGAAAGCGGGGCAGCUGAUAUUUUCGGAGAUACCAACUGCUACAUAUGAAGAGGCACUCAAACAUUUUCUUAAAGCAGAAGAAGUGCGACCAAACUACUACAGCCGGAACUUCCUUAUGAUUGCGAAAACCUUGAUCGAGUUGAAGAGGAAUGACGAUGCUGUGAGCUAUCUACACCGUGCCAGAGAUUUCACUCCCAAGGCCAGUCCAGAUGAUGAAGAGGUCUCCAAGGAGGCGAAAAAGUUGCUGGAAAAGCUGGGAGCUUUGUGAAAGGACAUGUUUACAAAGGUGGCAAUCAUGUCUACAUGGCUGUAAUGCCUUACGACAGUAUAAGAAUUCUCUCGGGCAGAGCCGGCAGUUGUGCACAGAACCUGAAUGAAGUAUGCUAAAGGUUUGUAUUGAAGUUACCAAAGUUAACAAUGGAGUAAGAAAAAGAAAAAAAAAAGGUAGUGCAGUUGUCACAUUCCAACCAAUAAAGACUCACAUGCUUGCUGUUAUAACAAGUUU
Ixodes scapularis (black-legged tick) is the source of this 1266-nucleotide messenger RNA. Its product is annotated as regulator of microtubule dynamics protein 1. NCBI's taxonomy places the organism in Eukaryota, Metazoa, Arthropoda, Arachnida, Ixodida, Ixodidae. Gene Ontology annotation, molecular function: microtubule binding. The transcript is spliced from 9 exons. Gene Ontology annotation, cellular component: mitotic spindle pole; spindle microtubule; cytoplasm. The coding region runs from base 181 to 1029 and encodes 282 amino acids. The record is from RefSeq and is a predicted model, not a curated record.